UUUACGAACCAUUUCCAGUGGUUGAUGCACAAAAUAUUGACAUAAAGUUGGACUGUUUAACAUUUCUUGAGGAAGUAUUUUCAUUGAUAACUCUUUACAGGCUGGGAUUAUUAUAAGUAGACACGGUAAAAGAAAAAUUUUCUCUAUCUUGUUCUUGUAAAGAGAUAGUGAAGAAACAAUUCUGCAAAUCAAUCUGUAGGCGCCAUGUCGGGCCUCGAAGGUGGCAAAAAGAAGCCCCUGAAACAGUCCAAGAAACAGGCCAAGGAGAUGGACGAGGAAGACGAGGCUUUCAAGCAGAAACAGAAAGAGGAGCAGAAGAAACCCGAGGAGCUAAAAGCCAAGGCCACGGGCAAGGGACCCCUGGCCACAGGUGGAAUUAAGAAAUCUGGCAGAAUAAGCUGUUCCUCAUAUCUGAGAUGAUGGUGACCCUCUUCCCUUCAUAUUUAAACAUCUGGAUUCCCUGCCAUAACAUCUUUGCCACCUACAGCUAGAAUGAAGUGUUAUU
This is a messenger RNA of Peromyscus leucopus (white-footed mouse), 505 nucleotides long. Its product is annotated as translation machinery-associated protein 7-like. Lineage: Eukaryota; Metazoa; Chordata; Mammalia; Rodentia; Cricetidae. The record is from RefSeq and is a predicted model, not a curated record. The transcript has a single exon. Bases 205 to 420 code for a protein of 71 amino acids.